Molecule: messenger RNA, 996 nt
Organism: Gracilinanus agilis (Agile Gracile Mouse Opossum)
Lineage: Eukaryota; Metazoa; Chordata; Mammalia; Didelphimorphia; Didelphidae
Gene: VWC2
Product: von Willebrand factor C domain containing 2
Exons: 3
Coding region: 1-996 (331 amino acids)
Biological process (GO): negative regulation of BMP signaling pathway
Cellular component (GO): AMPA glutamate receptor complex
Molecular function (GO): protein binding
Source: RefSeq, a predicted model, not a curated record
AUGCCCAGUUCUACUGCAAUGGCAAUUGGAGCUCUCUCAAGUUCCCUCCUGGUAACAUGCUGUCUAAUGGUUGCCCUCUGUAGCCCGACCAUACCUCUGGAAAAACUGGCCAAGACUCAGGACAAACAGGAGAUUAAAACCAAUCAAGAGAAGAGAGACCACGCAGCCCGGGACACUCAGAGCCAGACAGGCCCAGGGAAAAUGAAUGAAAUCAGUAGGAAUGGGCGGGAGGAGGGCAGCUCCAGGGAUGGGAAGAGCAAAGGAAGCCGGAAUUAUUCCAACAAAGAGUCUUGGAGCAAACAGAAACAGACUUGGAAUAGCCAAGGGUUGAGCAGUAAACCUGGGAAUUUGCAAGGCCAAGAGCCAGGGGAUAGUGCUCAAGAAGAAGCUCUGGCCGCAGAAGAUGCAUCUCUUCCUGAAGUCCUGGCUACCCCGGAACCCCCGGAGGAGUAUGCCUAUCCAGACUACCGAGGGAAGGGCUGUGUGGAUGAGAGUGGCUUUGUUUAUGCUAUUGGAGAGAAGUUUACACCUGGCCCUUCAGCCUGCCCUUGCCUUUGCACUGAGGAGGGACCUCUGUGCAUUCAGCCCGAGUGCCCAAGACUCCACCCUCGCUGCAUCCAUGUAGAUACCAGCCAGUGUUGUCCUCAGUGCAAAGAGAGGAAGAACUAUUGUGAGUUCCGGGGAAAGACGUAUCAAACUCUAGAAGAGUUCAUGGUCUCUCCCUGUGAGAAAUGCCACUGUGAAGCCAAUGGUGAAGUGCUUUGCACAGUGUCAGCUUGUCCUCAGACUGAAUGUGUGGACCCUGUGUACGAGCCAGAUCAGUGUUGCCCCAUCUGCAAAAACGGCCCAAACUGUUUUGCAGAAACCACUGUCAUCCCUGCUGGAAGAGAGGUGAAGACAGAUGAGUGCACUAUAUGCCACUGUACUUAUGAAGAAGGCACUUGGAGAAUUGAACGGCAAGCGAUGUGCACUAGACACGAAUGCAAGAAAAUGUAG